AUGUCGUUCACGUCGGUGCCGAUCCUCGACCUGGACAUGGCCCGCAACCCGGCAACGAAGGCAGAGUUCCUAAACCAGCUCCGUCAUGCGCUUCUGGAGGUCGGCUUCUUGUAUCUCGAGAAUGUCGGCAUCCCGUCCCAGCUUUUUCAGGAGGUCAUCGAUAAGGGUAAAGCCUUCUUUGACGCCCCUCUCGAGGACAAGUUGAGGAUUGAGAUGAAGCGGGCGCCGUCCUUCCUCGGCUACUCUAGGCUCGCAGCCGAAAUCACGGCCGGCGAGGUGGACCACCGCGAGCAGAUCGACCUGUCGACGGAGCAUGCCCUGCCAGGGCCCGGCUUGCCCGAGUACCACAACCUGCUCGCGCCGAACCAGUGGCCGUCCGAGGAGUCGUGGCCGGGGUUUCGUGCCACGUACACGGACUACAUGCGGCGGAUGGGGUCCAUCUCCAUCUAUUUCACCUCGCUCAUUGCCGAGGCCAUCCAGCUACCGGCCGACGCGUUCGAAAAGUACUUUGACGCCGAUCAGCAGCACAAGCUCAAGAUCAUCAAGUAUCCAGACCUCGGCGAGCUCGGCCGCGACGGAGAGGUCCAGGGCCAGGGCGUCGGUCCGCACAAGGACAGCAUGCUGACGUCGUACCUGCUCCAGGCGACGGCCCAUCGCGGACUCCAAGUGCAGAAUGUGCAGGGCGAGUGGAUCGAUUGCCCGCCCAUCGAUGGGACGCUCGUCGUCGCCAUCGGGCAGGGAAUGGAGGCGCUGACGCAGGGCGUGUGCGUGUCGACGACGCACCGCGUGCUGUCACCCGCCGCCGGCUCGGGCGCGCGCUUCUCCAUCCCCUUCUUCCAAGGGGUCAAGUACGACACGACGUUUGACGACCUGGAGACGGUCGGCGUCGGUGCCGUGCCAGACGAGGUGAGGGAACAGCGGAGGAGGGUGGUGGAGAGGACGGGUGCGAGGGUCGACGAUGUCGAGUUUACCUUUCGGAAGGGAUCGGUCGCGAAGACGUUGGGCGAGGCGACGUUGCGGAACCGAGUCAAGAGCCACCCGGACGUUGGAGAGCGUUGGUACCCGCACAUCCUCCGCUCUCUUCGCGAGGAGCAGUCACGUUCGCAGGCUUCGAGCAGCAAGACGAUGAAGCGUGGCGAGGGGCCACCAUCGUCCGUCCAUGUGCCCGGGGCGGCUAUCGAGACGCACUAA
This is a messenger RNA of Drechmeria coniospora, 1191 nucleotides long. RefSeq lists its product as uncharacterized. Gene Ontology annotation, molecular function: dioxygenase activity. The coding region runs from base 1 to 1191 and encodes 396 amino acids. Lineage: Eukaryota; Fungi; Ascomycota; Sordariomycetes; Hypocreales; Ophiocordycipitaceae. The transcript is spliced from 2 exons. The record is from RefSeq and is a predicted model, not a curated record.